This is a messenger RNA of Oryctolagus cuniculus (rabbit), 945 nucleotides long. The record is from RefSeq and is a predicted model, not a curated record. Lineage: Eukaryota; Metazoa; Chordata; Mammalia; Lagomorpha; Leporidae.
AUGCCCUCCCCACUCACAGCCCUGCUCUGCCUCGGGCUGUGUCUGAGCUGGAGAAUCAGCACCCAGAAGCGUUCUGAUUCCCUUCCAGAGGCACUGACCAGGCCCAGCAUCUGGGCAGAGCCCGACUCCAGGAUUCCAGAGGGGAAGCCGGCAGCCAUCUGGUGCCAGGGGCUCCCCGGGGCCGAGGAGUACCAGCUGCACUCAGAGGGGGGCCUCUCUGCCUGGGGGAGACCCCAGCGACCCAGAGCGAAGGGCGGAGUCCGGUUCCCCAUCGCAGCCAUGACCUCGCGCACUGCAGGGCGCUACCGCUGCUUCUGCCGCAGCGGGGAGCUCUGGUCGGAGCCCAGCGAGCCCCUGGAUCUGGUGGUCACCGGAAUGUACGACACGCCCACCCUAUGGGUUCAACCAGGGCCCACGGUGACCUCGGGAGAGAAUGUGACCUUCUACUGCCGGCUAGAGACGGUGACCAACACCUUCUUCCUGCUCCAGGAAGGCGGGCCCAGCCACCCACAGGGCAGCCACGGGGCGGUGCCAGCGGAGUUCCCCAUGGGCCCUGUGACCUCGGCACACACGGGCACAUACAGGUGUUUUGGCGCCUAUAGUGACCAUGUGUGGUCCUUCCCCAGUGAGCCCGUGAAGCUCCUGGUCACAGAUGUGGGAGACCCCAGCCUGGAACCCACAGACCCCGCCCCUGCUGCAGGUGAGUAGCUUGCUCCUCCAUGAUCGGGAGAGCUGGAGCCUUCCUGUGUGUGCCCGUGGUUGCCGUGGGCUUCCCCGCCUGCACAGUGCAGUGCAGGUGCCCCAGGUGUGGUGGUGUUCAGUGCCCACAAGCCGCCAGCAGUGAAACCCGCACCCUCCCUCUCAUGCUGGUCCAUAUGCAGAAAGCAGGUGCACUAGGGACAUGAUGAGAAGUUACCCAGAGCUUGUGUCCCCGGGGCCCGUGAC